GUUGGUAGCUCAAAUUCUAUUCUUGUAUAUAAAUCUCUAAAGCUUAGGUAAUUGAAGGGUCUAACAAUAGUUUCAUAUCUUAUUAAAACGGUAUAUUUCGUUCAUUUUUAAAAUACCGACCAACUUGAUUUCUAUCAACAAAGUAUGGCAGAAUAUUAUCUAGUCUAUGUGCUAUGAGCUACAUAAAAGUGUGUCACUUAUGUUGACAGUUAACAAUCAUGAUUAUGUCAAUGUCAAAUGUCUCGUUGACAGUUGACUGUUUGGACUUUCGGAAAUCGGAAUUCCCAGUUGCUUGUUACAUUGGUUGUUUAUUAUUAAUAGUUUAACAAUAAUUUAAUCAGUGACCAGUGUACCGAGAAAUAAAAUAUAUAUACAAUGGAAUACAACAUUUUUUUUACUAAACCAUGUACCUACACCAGGAAGCAGCCGGUACAACAAAAAACUGUAUGAGAUAAUGAGCUCGAUUGUCCAUAACAUUUAGAAACAAGUUCAAGGAAGCGAAUUAGCAUAAUAGCAGUAAAAAUAAAUUAUAUGUGCAAGAUAAUACUUACAUUAACAUUGAUCACAUCGUUCUGUCGCUAUGGAGGGUGCGUACGACGAAAUAAUCUCCGAAAAUCCAUUUUUCAUACAACUUAAAAAUGAAUAUUCAAAUUUGUUUCAACAUUGUAUUGCGCAAUCGUGGAUAAUAUGUGUGCCUCGUAUCGGUAGCCUGAACGCCCGCGCGUUUACCAUCGAACAUUUCUGUGCACAUGUGCUCGUUCCGAGUGAUGAGUUACCGGAAACACACUACAGCACUCUCACAGAAAAGCAAGUGAGUGUCGCAAACAAAGUCAUCACACUCGAACUUACCAAAGGUUUGCCCCUGCAGAGCCACAUACUUUUCGAAGAAACAUUUUACACUGAGGAUUAUAUAAAGUACAAGGUAUGGUGUGUUGAAAGCCCUUUAGAACCUAAUUCAAACUUUGGAGACAAUACUGUGACUAAAGAUUGUUUACUCUCCAUCAAUGACUGCAUCGAUUUACUCUGGACGCAGGCUGCAGGCCGACAGGUCCUGGAUCAAAUAGAAUUAAACGUUCAGUUGUUCAUAAAGAAACAUACUGUAUUACCAUCAGCCAUUUCUCCUCUGAGAGAUGCAAUCAGCGAGCUGUAUACACAAUGUCUUCAAAGCACAUUACAGAACCGCAGAAUUCGAGAAAAAUGCAAGUCAUCCAAACAUGUGUUAGAAAACAUUAAACUCUCCGUUGAAUGCUACAUGCAACAUUUAUUAUUUGACUUACUAUUUAGACCCAUUUGUACUAUUUGCUCUUAUGAAGACUCACAUCUGAAUAAAAAGAUAAGAAACAUGUCCGAUAUUCAACUAAGAGACCUUGAUAUAAAAAAAGAAUUGUAUCAUGCAGUACCAAAAGCAAAACAAAUACUCUCAAAAAUUGAUACAUACAACACUGUUCUAGAAAAGGUUUUAUGUUUGAAACAAGCAUUAAAUGCAAUAAACAAGAUUGACAACAGCAAUAAUGUUGUCUUAUUAACUGCAGAUGACUUGCUUCCUGUAUUUGUGUUCUUACUAAUCAAAUCAGGUUUACCAAACUGGUAUAGUCAGCUUAAAUACAUGAAGGAAUUCCGAUUUAGUGGUGUGGGGAAAGGUGAUGGAGAUGAAAGUGAUUUUCUAAUUACUACUUUGGAAGCAGUCAUUGAACAUAUACAAUCCGGUGCCUUAGCAGGUCCGCCACACCCUGAAGCAUAUUACUAUGAAAGUAGUCUUACUGAGGACAACUUUAGUAAUGGUUCUAAAAGAAGGAGCAGUUUAACAGAAUCCAUAUCAACUUGUGAUACAAAUGGAAGAGAGGAAACUCUUGAGUAUGUGUUUGAUUUGAUCAAAGCUAACAACUCUGAACAAGUGCAAAUACUGCUAGAAAAGAAUCAAAAACAUUUAGAUAGCAUUCAACAUGAAAAAAAUGCUAUAAAACUGACAGCACUCGAUAAUACAGAUGAUGAUGAUGAUGAUGAUGAUGACGAUGACACAGAUUCAGAAAUAUAUCAGCAGCUGUGUCACCCUCUGUGUAAUUGUAAAAAAUGUUGCUCCAAAAUAUCUAAGAAUCUCUUAAAAACUUCCCCAACAGUAUCUUCAAGAGACAGCCAUGGUCUAACACCUCUGCAUGUUGCCUCUGUGCAUGGAAAAGCUGCAAUAGUUGAAAUUCUUAUUGAUAUGGGUGCACAAAUUAAUGCUACUGAUCUUAAUGAAUGCACACCUUUACAUUAUGCAGCAUCCAGAGGACACCAAAAUGCAUUGCUUCUUUUACUACACUCUGGAGCCUCUAUAAAUAAAGAAAAUAUUGACAAGAGUACUCCACUGCAUUUGGCAGUAAACAAUGGGCACUUGAAUUGUGUGAAGGCACUCAUAUAUUUUGCAGAACAUGGUAGAAAGAAACUAAAAAUAAAUUGCAUGAAUGAGGUUGGUAAUACACCUUUGCAUUUAGCUUCAAAAUGGGGGUACGAGGGCAUAGCAAAACUAUUGAUUGAAAAUGGUGCAGAGCCAUCACUUCAGAACCGUAGCAAUAAAACCGCAUUUGAAUAUGCUCACAAUCUGAAGAUUUUGCAAGUUCUUAAAUCAAGCACUCCAAGUCUGUAUGAAUACAUACAUAUAACAAAUUCAGAUGUCAAAACAUUAAAUUGCAAGAGUGAUAAUCCAGUAACAAUGAAAUUGCAAAGCCUCAAAACGAAAAAUAAUGAAGCAAACAAUGCAUCAAAAACAGUUGAAAAUUUGAAGAGAAUAGAGAGAAUUUUACAAGCCAUAACUUAUGGUGAUGUAAAACUCGCAUGUUUUUAUAUGAAUAUUAAUUAUGAAAAUUAUGCCAACACUAAAAGCUCUAGCAAAAGUCCAUCAUGCCACCCUCUAUGUGAAUGCCCAUUUUGUAAGAAAACUCUACAAACAUCAUCUGACUUUGACAUUAAUUUUUCCGACUCAAAUGGAUUCACAGCACUUCACUAUGCAGCUAGUUAUGGUUUAGAUGAGCUAUGCAAUAUUCUAGUACUAAACAAAGGUAAUGUUAACUUUUGCAAUAAAAAAGGACAAACUCCUUUACACUUGGCAGCUAUAAAUAACAAAACUAUGGUAAUCAGUUGUUUACUUGAUAAUGGAGCAAAUAUAGAUGCAGUUGACUUGUCAGGCAGCACACCAUUACAUGUUGCAAGUGAAAUGGGCAACAUAGGCGCAACUAAAGUGUUGCUCAACUACGGACCAAAUGUAACCUUAUUAAAUGGAUCUGAGAAAUCUGCAAUAGAUGUAGCAAAAGAAAAACUCCAUUUAACAGUCAUAGAUUUAAUAGAAAAAUAUGUGAAUAAAAUUAAAUGAACAUACAUAAUAAUAUAGUAUAAUCAGAGUUAACUAUUAGGGUCUACAUGGAUCUUUUUAUCUGCAAGCUAACUGCAAAUUAAAGUUGACACUAUUCAAACACCACAUAAAAUGAGCUUUUGAUUACAGCUUUGUCAACUGCAACUUAGCAGUUCGCUUCCAGUUUAAAAGAACUUAAUCUCUACAGACUCUUGGAUAAUUAUGACAAAUUAUAGCAUCUAGUUUUAUAUGAUAGCUUUACUAUAUUAAUUGUUAUAAGGAAAAAUGUCAUGCAUUUCUACUAUAAGUAUAACUUGCAUAAUAUAAACAAAAUAAUUUUAAUAUUGUUUAA
Molecule: messenger RNA, 3680 nt
Organism: Pararge aegeria (speckled wood butterfly)
Lineage: Eukaryota; Metazoa; Arthropoda; Insecta; Lepidoptera; Nymphalidae
Gene: Varp
Product: ankyrin repeat domain-containing protein 27-like
Exons: 1
Coding region: 581-3349 (922 amino acids)
Biological process (GO): early endosome to late endosome transport; neuron projection morphogenesis
Cellular component (GO): neuron projection; late endosome; early endosome
Molecular function (GO): SNARE binding; guanyl-nucleotide exchange factor activity
Source: RefSeq, a predicted model, not a curated record